GCCAAGAUGUCUGACAUGGAGGAUGAUUUCAUGUGCGAUGAUGAGGAGGACUACGACCUGGAAUACUCUGAAGACAGUAACUCUGAACCAAAUGUGGAUUUGGAAAACCAGUACUACAAUUCCAAAGCAUUGAAGGAAGAUGACCCAAAAGCAGCAUUAAGCAGUUUCCAGAAGGUUUUGGAGCUUGAAGGUGAAAAAGGAGAAUGGGGUUUUAAAGCACUGAAACAGAUGAUUAAAAUAAACUUCAAGUUGACGAACUAUCCAGAAAUGAUGAAUAGAUAUAAACAACUAUUGACCUACAUUCGGAGUGCAGUCACAAGAAAUUAUUCUGAAAAGUCUAUUAAUUCUAUUCUUGAUUAUAUCUCUACUUCUAAACAGAAUUCUGAUUUUUUAUGUCAGAUGGAUUUACUGCAGGAAUUCUAUGAAACAACACUGGAAGCUCUGAAAGACGCUAAGAAUGAUAGGCUGUGGUUUAAGACAAACACAAAGCUUGGAAAAUUAUAUCUAGAACGAGAAGAAUAUGGAAAGCUUCAAAAAAUUUUGCGCCAGUUGCAUCAGUCAUGCCAGACGGAUGAUGGAGAAGAUGACUUAAAAAAGGGUACACAAUUAUUGGAAAUUUAUGCAUUAGAAAUUCAAAUGUAUACUGCACAGAAAAAUAACAAAAAACUUAAAGCAUUGUAUGAACAGUCACUGCACAUCAAGUCAGCCAUCCCCCAUCCACUGAUCAUGGGUGUCAUUAGAGAAUGUGGUGGUAAAAUGCACUUAAGAGAAGGUGAAUUUGAAAAGGCUCACACUGAUUUUUUUGAAGCAUUCAAGAAUUAUGAUGAAUCAGGGAGUCCCAGACGAACCACUUGCUUAAAAUAUUUGGUCUUAGCAAAUAUGCUAAUGAAAUCGGGAAUAAAUCCAUUUGACUCUCAGGAGGCAAAGCCGUAUAAAAAUGAUCCAGAGAUUCUAGCGAUGACGAAUUUAGUAAGUGCCUAUCAGAAUAACGACAUCACUGAAUUUGAGAAGAUUCUGAAAACAAAUCACAGCAACAUCAUGGACGAUCCCUUCAUAAGGGAGCACAUUGAAGAGCUUUUGCGAAACAUCAGAACACAAGUGCUUAUAAAAUUAAUUAAGCCUUACACAAGAAUACAUAUUCCUUUUAUUUCAAAGGAAUUAAACAUAGAUGUAGCUGAUGUGGAGAGCUUGCUGGUACAAUGCAUAUUGGAUAACACUAUUCAUGGCCGAAUUGAUCAAGUCAACCAGCUCCUUGAACUGGAUCAUCAGAAGAGGGGUGGUGCCCGAUAUACUGCACUAGAUAAAUGGACCAACCAGCUAAAUUCUCUCAACCAAGCUGUAGUCAGUAAACUGGCUUAACAGAGAACAAGCUUUUACAAGACGUACUUAAGGCAACAGUGCAGUGAUGUAAACCUUAAAAGAACUGGGAAUGGCAAAACUACUGUCGGUUGAUGUGCCCUGAAAAUUAUUGGAGUUAUGGCAGAAGUGCUUUUUUGAUCAGCUGGUUUGUGUUUUGCUGCUGCAUUUAUCCCAAGAAAAACAGCUUUAAUCUCCAGAAGAAAACCAAAAUGCCAUGGGAUUUAUGCUGUAUUGACAUCUUGCCCUAAACAUACAACAUCAUAGUAAUUUGUCAUGGGCAACUAAUGACCAGAGAGAAGAUUUUUGUCAUGAUUUUAAAUACACUGACACGUUACUGUUGGUUAAAUUUAAACAUGUUUUACCUGCAGAAAUUCUCUCACAGAAAUAACCUGCAAUAACUUGAAAUGCAUACCCUUUUGAACACUUCCUUUUCUCAUGUAUAAAUUAAAAUGUUUGCUGCAUUUUGCAAAAUGUCAAUUCUCCAAAAAUGUGUCCGUAUAUUUCUGUACCUGCAGUGUAGUAAAGGUUUAGACGAAACCCCAUAAUGAUAGUGGCAUACUGUCACUUAGGUUUCAAGCAGCAAAAUAAACAGUGCAGCUC
Molecule: messenger RNA, 1959 nt
Organism: Gracilinanus agilis (Agile Gracile Mouse Opossum)
Lineage: Eukaryota; Metazoa; Chordata; Mammalia; Didelphimorphia; Didelphidae
Gene: COPS2
Product: COP9 signalosome subunit 2
Exons: 13
Coding region: 7-1359 (450 amino acids)
Biological process (GO): protein deneddylation
Cellular component (GO): COP9 signalosome
Molecular function (GO): protein binding
Source: RefSeq, a predicted model, not a curated record